This is a messenger RNA of Fusarium falciforme, 417 nucleotides long. RefSeq lists its product as hypothetical. The transcript has a single exon. Lineage: Eukaryota; Fungi; Ascomycota; Sordariomycetes; Hypocreales; Nectriaceae. The record is from RefSeq and is a predicted model, not a curated record. Bases 1 to 417 code for a protein of 138 amino acids.
AUGCUUCUCAAACACUUUCUCCUGGGCGCACUUCUUGCCCUGAGCUCCGUCGCUGCACUUCCCAACCCCGAAGCCGACCUUCACGACGUCGAGGCCAGGGAUGACAAUGACGAGCACGGACACCACCACUUCCAUUGCCCUAAGGAUGCCUUCCCUACCGGUAACAGGAAGAAGCCGUGCGUCUGCAAGAACCCAAAGGAGAGGUUUGAUAAGGAUUCCAACAAAUGCGUCUGCAAAGACGGCUUGGAACGGAAGGACCAUAAGUGUGUCUGUAAGGACAAGAAGAAGGAGUUCAGGGACGGCAGAUGCAGAUGCAAGGACGGCAUGCGGGAGGACAGAUGGGGCAAAUGCAGGUGCCCUAAGCACAGGCAUUGGGACGAAGAUGAGCAGAGGUGCAAGCGUGACCACGAUUACUGA